Messenger RNA from Cylindrotheca closterium, 561 nucleotides. Lineage: Eukaryota; Bacillariophyta; Bacillariophyceae; Bacillariales; Bacillariaceae. The record is from the annotation of a GenBank genome assembly.
AUGACUAUCGCUACCUUCACCACUACCAUGGGUACCUUCAAGGCUGAAUUGUACACUGAACAAAUGCCCAUCACUUGCGGUAACUUUAUCGAUUUGUCCAACAGCGGAUACUACGAUGGUGUUCACUUCCAUCGUGUCAUUCCCAACUUUAUGAACCAGUUCGGAUGCCCUCACGCCAAGGACCCCAACUCGAGCCGUGCGGGAACAGGAGGACCUGAAGGUGGAACCUCCUUCCAAUCUUGUGACGGAAAGACCAUCACCCGUAACUCGGGAGGUAACAUCCCCGAUGAGGUUGGUCAAAGUCACCAACGCAUCACCAACGAUGUCGGAACUCUAUCCAUGGCCAACACUGGAAGACCCGAAUCUGGAGGUUCUCAGUUCUUUAUCAAUGUCAACCACAACUCCUUCUUGGAUUGGUUUGACAAGAGCACUCCAUCUGCCCACCCUGUCUUUGGAAAGGUCGUUGAUGGUUUGGACUUGGUGAAGCAAAUCAGUCAGGUCCCAACACGCAACGAUAACCCCACUACUCCAAUCAAGAUGAUCUCCAUCCGUUGCGCCUAA